AUGCCACCGGAGCACGCCGCCGUUGCCAAGGAAGCAAUGGUGACUGAACCGCUUGUGCCCAGCACUGAGCCGGUGAUGAUCCGGGAGCAGGACAGGCUGUUGCCCGUGGCCAACGUGUCCCGCAUCAUGCGCCAUGCGCUCCCUCCCCACGCCAAGAUCUCCGACGACGCCAAGGAGAUGAUCCAGGACUGCGUGUCCGAGUUCAUCAGCUUCGUGACCGGCGAGGCGAACGAGCGUUGCCACACCGAGCACCGCAAGACCGUCACCGCGGAGGACCUCGUGUGGGCCAUGAACCGCCUCGGCUUCGACGACUACGUCAGGCCCCUCAACGCCUUCCUCCAGCGCAUGCGCGAGAUCGAGGGCGGCGGUUCCGGGCGCGGCUCUCGCCGCGGGUCGUCCCUGGUCGCACUCCAGGGUGCGCAGACGCUGCGCCCCGCCUACCCAGAUGCACCGCAAGGUUACGCCGUCCGGCCCGUCCCUCGCCCGGUUCCUGUUCCAGCCAGCAGCGUGGCGUCGCGCUUCGGCAGCAGGCACCUGCAGCUUCCCGGCGGCCAGCGUUCCAUGGUUCCCUACUACGGAGGAGCGGCGGCGUUCCGAGCUGUGGGGAGUCAUGGGGGAUUCUACGCUGACGAGGCAAGCUCGUCGGACGAGGCACCACCGGCGGCGCGGCGUGCUGGAUCGCGCCGCUACUAG
Messenger RNA from Panicum virgatum (switchgrass), 693 nucleotides. Its product is annotated as nuclear transcription factor Y subunit B-10-like. The transcript has a single exon. NCBI's taxonomy places the organism in Eukaryota, Viridiplantae, Streptophyta, Magnoliopsida, Poales, Poaceae. The coding region runs from base 1 to 693 and encodes 230 amino acids. Gene Ontology annotation, cellular component: nucleus; CCAAT-binding factor complex. Gene Ontology annotation, molecular function: protein heterodimerization activity; DNA-binding transcription activator activity, RNA polymerase II-specific; RNA polymerase II cis-regulatory region sequence-specific DNA binding. Gene Ontology annotation, biological process: regulation of transcription by RNA polymerase II. The record is from RefSeq and is a predicted model, not a curated record.